Messenger RNA from Austrofundulus limnaeus, 2086 nucleotides. It is a transcript of the gene idh1, whose product is annotated as isocitrate dehydrogenase (NADP(+)) 1. The coding region runs from base 109 to 1353 and encodes 414 amino acids. Gene Ontology annotation, cellular component: peroxisome; cytosol; mitochondrion. Gene Ontology annotation, molecular function: NAD binding; isocitrate dehydrogenase (NADP+) activity; magnesium ion binding. The record is from RefSeq and is a predicted model, not a curated record. Gene Ontology annotation, biological process: NADP+ metabolic process; isocitrate metabolic process. Lineage: Eukaryota; Metazoa; Chordata; Actinopteri; Cyprinodontiformes; Rivulidae. The transcript is spliced from 9 exons.
GCGGAAGUGCUCUGGUCCUCUCUCAACACCAGUCUUUGCUCCUGCAGCUCGUCAGGUUCAGUCCUGGACUUUUAUUCACUCAAAGGUUUAACACAACAACAAUAAAACAUGUCCCAGAAGAUCCAGGCUGGCUCUGUGGUGGAGAUGCAGGGAGAUGAGAUGACCCGAGUCAUCUGGGAUCUGAUAAAGGACAAACUCAUCUUCCCCUACCUGGAGCUGGAUCUGCACAGUUUUGAUCUUGGCAUGGAGAACCGAGAUGCAACAGACGACAAGGUGACAGUUGAUGCAGCAGAAGCAGUUCGGCGUUACAAUGUAGGCAUCAAAUGUGCCACCAUCACACCAGAUGAGAAGCGCAUGGAYGAGUUCAAGCUCAAGAACAUGUGGCGUUCACCUAAUGGAACCAUUCGAAACAUCCUUGGAGGCACGGUGUUCAGGGAGGCCAUCAUCUGUAAGAACAUCCCUCGUCUGGUGCCUGGCUGGGUGAAGCCCAUAAUAAUUGGCAGGCAUGCACAUGGAGAUCAGUACAAGGCCACUGACUUUGUGGUGCCAGGCCCUGGAAAGGUGGAGAUGAUCUACACUCCCACCAAUGGAGAAUCAGUCAAAUAUGUUAUCCAUGAGUUUGAGGGCACAGGUGGUGUGGCCCUGGGGAUGUACAACACUGAUAGGUCCAUCAGGGACUUUGCCCACAGCUCCUUCCAGGUGGCUCUGUCCAAAGGCUGGCCUCUGUACCUCAGCACAAAGAACACUAUCUUGAAAAAGUAUGAUGGUCGUUUCAAAGACAUCUUCCAGGAAAUCUACGAGAAGGAAUAUCGAGCUCAGUUUGAGGCCAAAGGAAUCUGGUACGAGCACCGGCUCAUAGAUGAUAUGGUGGCUCAGGCCAUGAAAUCCGAGGGAGGCUUCAUUUGGGCCUGUAAGAACUAUGAUGGGGAUGUGCAGUCUGACUCUGUGGCACAAGGUUACGGUUCUCUGGGCAUGAUGACCAGUGUGCUGGUGUGUCCUGAUGGACGCACAGUGGAGUCCGAAGCUGCACACGGCACAGUGACACGCCACUACAGACAGCACCAGCAGGGAAAAGAAACUUCCACCAACCCCAUAGCCUCCAUCUUUGCGUGGACGCGGGGUCUGCUGCACCGGGCCAAGCUGGACAACAACGCCGAGCUGCGGUUCUUUUCUGAGGCUCUGGAGGCCGUUUGCAUUGAGACCAUUGAGGCUGGUUUCAUGACCAAGGAUUUGGCUGCCUGCAUCARAGGCCUGCCCAAUGUGAAACGUGAGGACUACCUGAACACCUUUGAGUUCCUGGACAAGCUGGCGGAGAACCUGAAGAUAAAGUUAGCCAAGCAGCCCAAACUGUGAUCCCCUCCUGUACUUCUACACAGACACACACACAGACACACACAGAUGUCUCUAUAGGACCUGGGGUUGUUGGCUGAGCUCAGAGCUACAGGACUGAUGGAGGAGGGUGAACUGACCACACUUAUCCCUCUCUCUGCAUCUUUAUUAGACCAAAACUAAAACGUCUGAGUGUAAAAACAUGAUGCAUGUAGURUCAGUGACCUGAUGACACAGGGCUCUUUGUACCCUGAUUGCACUAACUUUGUGUGUUGUUGUUGAUCUGUGAUGAAUCAGGAGGAUGUUUGUGAAGGAGUAUUUGGACCUUUACUGCCUUAUCUUUUUUAUUUGGUCAAAAUCAAACCUCUGUUUCCUUCAGCUGUUUUAUUAAAACCACAGCCAUCAUCAUGUUUGAGUUUCUCUGAAGUAGAUCAGUCAGCCUGUCUCUAACUGAUGAGAUGUCUGGUUCAGCUGAGUGUUGCACAUUCCAUGAAAUAUUAAUAAUAUAUAAUAUAAUAUAUAGACCUUAAAGGCUCUGACCCGUUUCACAUUGUAGCAGAUACUUUGUAAACUGGUAAUAAACUGAAAUAUUUGCUUUUAGAUUUGUUUUUUGAUUUUGUUUUAAUCAAUUUUAGUGUUAAAACUGCCAACAAUAAAAUGUCUGUUUUAAAACUAAGCUUGUCAAUGAUUUGAUAUUUCAAUACAAACUCAUUUUGAUUGAGUGUAGGAUGUAAAAAGAUUAAACAUGUCAAUCAAA